Molecule: messenger RNA, 2031 nt
Organism: Colius striatus (speckled mousebird)
Lineage: Eukaryota; Metazoa; Chordata; Aves; Coliiformes; Coliidae
Gene: ELOVL1
Product: ELOVL fatty acid elongase 1
Exons: 8
Coding region: 36-908 (290 amino acids)
Biological process (GO): fatty acid elongation, saturated fatty acid; sphingolipid biosynthetic process; fatty acid elongation, polyunsaturated fatty acid
Cellular component (GO): endoplasmic reticulum membrane; endoplasmic reticulum
Molecular function (GO): fatty acid elongase activity
Source: RefSeq, a predicted model, not a curated record
AGUGCGGGUGCGGCCGGUGAGAUACUGCCACCAUCAUGGAGGGGAUUGUGACCAUGUAUCAGGACUUCAUGAAGAAAGCAGACCCCCGCAUCGCUGACUACCCGCUGAUGCAGUCCCCGUUCCUCGUGAUGGGCAUCCUGCUGGCAUAUGUCUACUUUGUGCUCUCCUUGGGGCCCCGGCUAAUGGCCAACAGGAAGCCUUUAAACCUGAAGAAGUUCAUGGUGCUAUACAACUUCUUUCUGGUGGGACUCUCGCUUUACAUAGUCUAUGAGUUCCUGAUGGCAGGGUGGCUGACUGGGUACACCUGGCGGUGUGACCCUGUGGACUUCUCGCAGGACCCCAAGGCCCUCAGGAUGGUCAGUGUUGCUUGGCUUUUUGUCUUCUCCAAGUUCAUUGAGCUGACAGACACGGUGAUCUUUGUCCUGCGGAAGAAGAAUGAACAGGUCACAUUCCUGCACCUCUUUCACCACUCUGUGCUGCCUUGGAGCUGGUGGUGGGGAGCCAAGUUUGGGCCAGGGGGAAUGGGCUCAUUCCAUGCCAUGAUCAAUUCCAUGGUGCAUGUUGUCAUGUACUUUUACUACGGGCUCUCAGCAGCGGGACCUGCCUUUCAGAAGUACCUGUGGUGGAAGAAGCACAUCACAGCCAUCCAGCUGGCACAGUUUGUGAUAGUCUCCAUCCACAUCUCCCAGUAUUACUUCAUGCCCAGCUGCCAGUACCAGUUCCCCAUCUUCAUCCACCUCAUCUGGAUUUAUGGGACCAUCUUCUUCAUCCUCUUCUCCAACUUCUGGUACCAGUCCUACACCAAGGGCAAACGGUUGCCCAGGGUGGCUCAGCAAGCAGCCCAGCACAACGGUAGCAGCGUCCAUGAGAAUGGUACUGUCACCAAUGGCAAAGUCAAAGCCAACUAGAGGGCAAGGCCCUCCCAGAGCCAAUGAGAGCCCCGGGGCAGAGGCAGCUGGGACCUGUUCCCCUGCUCCUGGGUGCCACUAGCCAAGUCAAGUGCCUACAGACUGUUGUACCCCUGUGCCCAGCCCUGCUGUCCUCUGUCUGCAUGCCCAGCCCCUCUGCUCUGAGCAGCCACGGCCAACUUCUCCUGCUCCUGGGAGGGCUCGUGCUGUUUGUCAGUGUUGCUGAGCAGAGAGGCAGCUGCCUGCACCACAGCUGUGGGGCCACAGUCCCAUUCCAGUGUUUCCAAAGGAACUUCCCUAAAGUGCCUACAUCUGGCCCUUCUGCCUGGGGGCCGUUUCCUUCUGACCAGGACCAAAAGAAGAGACCUGUCCCUGUCCUGGUGCCCUCUCCUCUUCCCUGUCUCACGAGAGCCUGUGGGUGAGCAGGCUUGGCCCUGGCUGCUUGCUGCCAGCUGCCAGCUCAGACGUGAGUGCUGCUGCUCUCCUGUGCCCCUUGGUGCAGUGCCCAGGCGGGGCCCUGCCUCUGCUCUGUGGCUGGACUCUGGCCCAGGCCUGCCCAGUGCAGUACAUGUGCCCUGUGCUUGGUGCACAGCAGGGCUUGUGCCAGCCCCAGACGCCUCCCCACGCCGUAAGCCCACGUUGCCUUGCCUUUCUGUGCCUGGGCUGGGUGCUUGGUGUGUGCUUUAGCCACACUUGCCUGAUCCUAAAUGGCAGCUGAGGGCUUGCUCCAGUGUAGGGGGGAGGCCAUGCUCAGCCUUGGCUUGGAUCACUUCCAUUCUUGCAACUUCAAGACUUGAGCAAUAAUUGCCCUCAGAAUCAGCUCCUGGGCUCUGCUGCUUGGGACCAGCCCUGCUCUGGCCCAGGGGGUGCACAGUGCAGGGAGGGUGGCUGGAGCCUGCCCUGCUGUGGUGUAACAGUGAGCCACUCUUGCCUCUAUGGCUCCACCUGAGCCUGGGUGAAGGUGUUACUCUGCCCUACAGCAGGGCAGUCCUGGGCCUGGUGCCCAUCACCUGCUCUGGCUGUAACCAAAACCGUGCCGAUGGCCUUGAGGGUGAGGUGAAGGAGCCAGGCCCCGUCAGAUUGGGCUGCUCUUCUAUCACAAAUAAACAGACAGAAGGAGAAA